AUGCAGGACACGACACAGGCCUCCAAAGAGCAGCCAACACAGAAGGAGAUCCGCUGUCGACGACUUGUGGCAGAGACUGCCAAUCCCAGCUCGCGUUAUGUUGGCAACACACCGAAAGAAGAGCUGCUGCUGGAACACGUUCGGGAAUUUGAAGACCAGUUCGUGAACGUCUACGGCAACCGCUUCCUUUUCCUUUGCCCACCGAACGAGUAUGGGGUGCCCAAGUUCUUGCCGACCACACUGCGACCCACGCACCUCCCGUACCAAGAGAUUUACGAGUACAAGUCCUGUGCAAAGUUCCUUGCUGACUUUUUCAAUUAUGAUGAACUCCAUCCAGCUGACAGAUAUCCCACAGUAGUGCCGGCUCCAGCGUCCGUGCUCAACUGGCAGGCUGGGGAUUGUUUUGACUUGUCCAUUGCGCUUGCCUCCUUGCUGAUUGGUGUGGGUUACGAUGCGUACUGCGUCAGCGGCUUUGCGCCGAGAUUCAUCACGACCCGCAAUGAGGCACGCAGUGCAUGCCCACAGCUGGAUGCCGAUAUCGAGGAGACCAAGGAAGAGGACAAGCAGGAGCGUAGCGAAUAA
Messenger RNA from Symbiodinium natans, 582 nucleotides. Lineage: Eukaryota; Dinophyceae; Suessiales; Symbiodiniaceae. The record is from the annotation of a GenBank genome assembly.